Molecule: messenger RNA, 2523 nt
Organism: Vespa mandarinia (Asian giant hornet)
Lineage: Eukaryota; Metazoa; Arthropoda; Insecta; Hymenoptera; Vespidae
Source: RefSeq, a predicted model, not a curated record
GAUGUUACAAUUAUUGAUACAAAUUGUUUCAAACUUAUGCUUGUAAUUAUAUAUAAAAUUCUCUGCCUCAUAAAAGUAGUAGGACACUUUAAUUUGUAAUAGAAUUGGAUUUUGUGAUAAAAAGCAUUGACCCUAAAGACAAACAAUUUUUGGGGAAUUAUUUUUUAAAAACGGGAUUUUUCUUUUUUUUUUUUUUGUAUCAGUCCUUAACUUCUGCUUACAAAUAAUCGAAGUAUGUCAAGUAUUUUUUGUACAUGCUGGUUCUUUUAUACAGUAAAAUAAUUAUGUACUUUAUAGAAUGUUAAUUUAAAUUAUAACUUAUCAUAUUAAUAUUUUAACAUCUAAAUUCACAUGGAUGAAUUAAACAGGUAUUUUACUGGCGUCACGAUCAAAGACAGAAUUUAAUUAGUUAAAAUUGAUCUAUUGUGCUCUAUCUGAAAUAUUCAAAUCUUAAUUGUAAAUUUUAUUCUGUAAAAGAAAGAAUGCAUAGAUUGAAAGUGCCUUUACCAAACUAGCAGGUCUGUAUAUGAGAGUAACAAUAGGCCAGUUUGGGGAUCUGUAUAUGUAUAUUUUGUUUCCUAAGACAUAUUAUAGGUCAUUGUUCUCUCAUACAAGCUUGUAAAUCGGAGCUAGUGCAUCAUGAUAAAACGUUUACUUGAGUGUAAUAUAUGACUUUUACUGCCCGUAGUUGUUCGAAGAAACGUCUACAUUCCUUUAUAUAUAUUAUCUAUCAUUUCUUUAUAUCUGUUUUAUUAGUUAUUCAUCAUAAACAUUCUCUUAAUGUUUGUUAAGAAUUUUGGAAUCUUCGUUUUCUUCGAACGACUUCAACUACUGUCCAUUAAUAUUAUUGUCUAUGCUAGGAUGUAAAUAGAAAAAAAAAUUACAAUAAAAUACAUGGACAUAAAAAUAAGUGGUAAUUAUUACUUUUGUUUAAAAUUCAAAUAUAUAAAAACAUUUUCAAAGUUUGUCUAAUAAUACAUUGUAUUCGACUGCAAUGAGAUGUGUUAGUGAGAGAGAGAGAAAAGAGAGAGAGAGAGAGAGAGAGAGAGAGAGAGAGAGAGAGAGAGAGAGAGAUUUUUGGUGUUUUAUUAUCUCUCAUAUACAUUUUAUGAAACAAGAGAAUUUUAAAAACAAAUUGUAUGAAAUUGGUUUCAUCUAAUUGUCUGAAGGAACCAGUUGUCAUCACAAAUUUUAACUUUUGAUAAUACUAUUUAUCCAAGGAAAUGAAUGUUAUAAUCCAUGAUAUAAAAUUUUUUAUUUAUCCUUAAAUUUUUGUAAUCCAUAUCCUGUAGAAUGUCAAAAUCUGUUUUGCCUGUUAUACCUUAUAGUGAUAAAAAAUAUGAUAACUCUCAAGAGAGAUCAACAUCAAAAGUUAAGAGUCUUAUAAAAUUAUGGAAAUCUACUAAUGUGAAGUUAAAUCUUCUUUGCAACCUUGAGAAUAUUGAUGCUACAAAUUUUUAUGGAAUAUCAAGAAAGAUCCUUGUUCAUUUACAAAAGUAUUAUAACUAUAUUAGUUUGAAACUUUUGCCUUAUUCAAAUGAAAAAUAUUUUUCUGGAAAUAUAAGGCAAUGCUAUAGACUUGAUAAAUGCCAACGAAACAGUCUUCAUUUUUUCACUAAACUACAUAAUUCAAAGAAGCAUACUAAACUUAUAUAUAAUCAAAAAAAGAUAAGAUAUAUUAACCAUAAACUAAGAAACAAUUAUUUAUCCAUCAAUAAAAGGAAGAAUAACAAAGAAGAAAUAAAUAGUAAAAUUAAUUCAAAUUAUAUUUGGAAUUCUAAUGGAAUGCAGAAUUGUACAGUUGCAACUACUCUUUUUCCUAAAAUUGAAAUGGAAAAAACUGUUCCAUUAUAUGAUAUUGUGGACUUAUUUGCAAACUUAAAUUUAGGCCAAGUAAAAAAUAAUACUAAUCCUGUUAAUGUGAUAACAAAGUAUGAAGAUAAUCUGGAUAAUGCAGACAAUGAUAAAUCAACUUUAUCCAAUAAUAUAAAUUCUAUGUGUAAAGUUAUGAUGGAAGAAUCAUUUCAUCAUCCUUUUACUGGCAAAUCAAAUGAAAUUAUACAAUUAUCAAAUAAUAAUUACAUUAAUACGAAUUAUUCUAAUACACAAUGUAAAGUAAAUUUUAAUUCUGGAAAUAAUUUGAAAAAAGGAUGUUCAAACAUAAAGUAUUUGAUAAAUGAUAUUCCACCUAAAGAAGCUAUAGAAGUACAUUCUGAAGAUGUUUCGUGCAAAGCACGUUCUAUACAAUGGAGUACUGAAGUUGAUGUCAUUUAUUAUACUGGUGAUGCAAAUGGAGAUAAAGUAAUAUGGAGAGAAAUAGAACCACUUCAUGAAGAAACAUAUCAACAGGCAAAUCAUAAUGAUCUUCUUCGGAUAACUCUGACAAAUUAAAAUAUUUCUUCUAUGAAUAAUUAUCAGUCUUUUGAUCCUUAAUUAAGAUUUCGCCUUUGAAUACAACGUAGAAAUUCUUCAUACAUUGGGGCAACAGUUUCCAUAUUAGCAACAGUGAAAACAUGCCUUUUC